This is a messenger RNA of Miscanthus lutarioriparius, 1920 nucleotides long. The record is from the annotation of a GenBank genome assembly. NCBI's taxonomy places the organism in Eukaryota, Viridiplantae, Streptophyta, Magnoliopsida, Poales, Poaceae.
AUGCCAGGAAGCCUGCUAGGAGCAGCAAUGCCCCGCAUGCACGGCCUCCUGGUGAUUGCCGCCGUCAUGGAGUGCCUCGUCCUCGUGUCUUUGUCGCUGGUUCACUUCUCUGGCGCUAGCCCCCCGCCAUCACCAGUCCGCUGCGCUGCCGCCGGCAUGACCGACUGCACCGUGACCAACGCGUACGGCGCAUUCCCGGACUGUUCCACAUGCCACGCUGCGGCGGCCGUCUUUCCGGCCUCCGAGAAAGAGCUCCUGGGCAUCGUGGCCAACGCCACGAAGUCCGGGACCAAGAUGAAGGUGGCCACGCGCUACGGCCACAUUGUGCCCAAGCUGGCAUGCCCCGGGGGCGACAGCGGCCUCGUCUUCAGCACCGACGCCCUGAACCGCGUCGUCGGCGUGGACGACGGCAAGAAGGAGAUCACCGUGGAGAGCGGCGUCACGCUGCAGCAGCUCAUCGACGCCGCGGCCUGUGCCGGGCUGGCGCUGCCUCACUCGCCCUACUGGCUCGGGCUGACGGUCGGCGGCUUGAUCUCCACGGGCGCGCACGGGAGCUUCCUGUGGGGCAAGGGCUCUGCCGUGCACGAGUACGUCGGCGGGAUGAGGGUUGUGACCCCGGCACCGCCGAGUGAGGGGUAUGCCAAGGUCCGGGUGCUGGUCGACGGCGACACGGAGCUGAACGCGGCCAAGGUGUCACUCGGGACACUCGGUGUCAUUUCUCAGAUCACUCUGGCACUGCAACCAGUGUUCAAGCGUUCGGUGACGUUCAAGAAGCGCAACGAUUCCGACCUGGCCGAACGAGUCGUGGCCUUCUCCAGCGAGCACGAGUUCGCCGACAUCUUCUGGUACCCAGGCCACGGUCUGGCUGUCUACAGGAUGGAUGACCGCGUCCCCGUCAACACCGCCGGUGAUGGCACGAUGGAUUUCAUCGGCUUCCGGCCGACACCUACGCUCCCAAUCCAGUCUGCUAGGCUCACUGGUACGUUCAUCUCCUUGUCACAUGCACGAUAUGAAGAGGACAUCGUGGAGGCCAACAGGGAUGCCGGGGCCAGAUGCGCCGCCGCCCCAGGGAUAGAAACACUCUUCACCACUCCAAACUACGGCCUAACGACGACGACGACGCACGGCCUGCUGCCGACGGCGACGGUCCUCGGCGACACGGUGGUGGGCUACCAGAACCACAUCCAGUCCUCGGGGCGCUGCCUCACCGGCACCGAGGACGACGCUCUGCUCACCGCCGCCUGCCCGUGGGACCGGCGCGUCGCCAAAGGCAUAUUCUACCUCCAGGCGGGCAUCACCGUGCCCGUGUCCAAGGUCGCCGGCCUCAUCCGCGACGUGCAGAUGCUGCGGGACCUGAACCCGGCCGCGUUCUGCGGCUUCGAGGUGUACGGCGGCAUCCUCCUGCGGUACGUGAGGUCCUCCACGGCGCUCCUCGGGAAGCUGGAGGACAGCGUGGACUUCGACAUGACCUACUACCGGAGCCGGGCCCCCGCGGCGCCGCGGCUGCACGAGGACGUCAUGGAGGAGAUCGAGCAGAUGGCGCUGCUCAAGUACGGCGGCCUGCCGUACUGGGGCAAGAACCGGAAAGCCGCCUUCGAAGGCGCCAUCGGCAGGUACGGCGCGCGCGCCGAGGAGUUUUUGAAGGUGAAGCGGCGUUACGACCCGGACGGGCUGUUAUCGAGCGAGUGGAGCGACCAGGUGCUGGGAGUCGGCGGCGGAGGCGGUGUCAGCGUGGUGAAGGAUGGGUGCGCGCUCGAGGAGCCGUGCGUGUGUUCACAGGACGCUCACUGCGCGCCGAACAAGGGAUACUACUGUGAGCCGGGAAGGGUGUACACGGAGGCUAGGGUGUGCCGGUACCGUCAUAAUUUCUACUAUAUGGAUCCGGUUGCAUUGGAUCAAGCAAAUCCACCAGGGUUAUAG